Molecule: messenger RNA, 1109 nt
Organism: Fulmarus glacialis (Northern fulmar)
Lineage: Eukaryota; Metazoa; Chordata; Aves; Procellariiformes; Procellariidae
Gene: BMP5
Product: bone morphogenetic protein 5
Exons: 4
Biological process (GO): SMAD protein signal transduction
Cellular component (GO): extracellular region
Molecular function (GO): cytokine activity
Source: RefSeq, a predicted model, not a curated record
AAGCAGACCUCAUAGGAACUCAGAACAAGUAGGAGAAAAGAUUUUUUUUGAUUUUUUUUUUUCCUUGUUCUUUUUCUUUUCAAAGAUGAACCUAACUGCGCUCAAAGCUUUCAUGGGCUUGCUCUGGAAUUGCUGGGUUCUGGUGGGUCACGCACAGGGAGGUUUAGGAGACAAUCAUGUCCAUUCGAGUUUUAUUUACAGGAGACUGCGGAACCAUGAGAGAAGGGAGAUUCAGAGAGAGAUUCUCUCUAUCCUGGGUUUACCUCACAGACCCAGACCAUUUUCACCAGGAAAGCAGGCUUCUUCUGCACCCCUCUUCAUGCUGGACCUGUAUAAUGCCAUGACAAAUGAAGAGGAUACGGAGGAGCUGGAGUAUUCACUAAAGGGAUCAAUGGCAGGGGAGAGCAGAGGGAUACGGAAAGGAUACCCUGCCUCUCCAAAUGGAUAUUCGCGGAGAAUACAAUUAUCUCGCAUGACCCCCCUGACCACACAGAAUCCUCCCUUAGCCAGCCUGCACGACACCAACUUUCUGAAUGAUGCUGACAUGGUCAUGAGCUUUGUCAAUUUAGUUGAAAGGGACAAGGACUUCUCCCACCAGCGAAGGCACUACAAAGAGUUUCGCUUUGACCUUACUCAAAUCCCGCACGGAGAGGCAGUGACAGCAGCCGAAUUCCGGAUAUACAAAGACCGAAGCAACAGCCGCUUUGAGAACGAAACAAUUCAGAUUAGCAUAUAUCAGAUCACCAAGGAGUACCCAAACAGGGAUGCAGACUUGUUCCUGCUAGACACAAGAAAGGCUCAAGCUUCUGAUGUGGGCUGGUUUGUGUUUGACAUUACUGUGACCAGCAAUCACUGGGUGAUUAAUCCACAGAACAAUCUGGGCUUGCAACUCUGCGCUGAAACCGGGGACGGUCGAAGUAUCAAUGUUAAAUCUGCUGGCCUGAUUGGAAGACACGGGCCUCAGUCAAAGCAACCAUUCAUGGUUGCGUUCUUCAAGGCAAGUGAAGUGCUUUUCCGUUCUGUCCGAGCAGCCAACAAUAAAAGGAAAAAUCAGAACCGCAACAAAUCCAGUAGUCAUCAGGAGUCUUCUAGGAUGCCAAGUGUUGGGG